UUUAAAGACUUUUGCAGUUUUUUCGUAAAUAAGAAAGUAAUCCGUAAUAGCAUUGGUACGAGAAUAGCUCCUUGGUGUACCCCCGUAAGAAUAGCUACAGCGUAUGAUUGUUGAUCUUUUGGAAUUCAUUGCUCUUGUUAAUUAUUGUAACUUAUAGGUUAUUUCUCAAAAGUAUUACUUUCAAAAAGUCCCCUUCUAAUAAUAAUAAAAAAAAAACUAUAAAGAGGCUGUGAUGUUAUCAAAAGCCUUAUUUAAAUCUACCUUAAAUCUUAAUCGUUAAUGUUCUGCUAUUGUCACUUCGUGUAAUCGUAAAAGAUGGCCGGACUACAGCCUUUAUUGCUUCGUCUACAGGAAUAUAUUCCUGUCAUCAUUAUGCUCAUGUAUUUAAAUGGUCCUACACGUUACCGAUAUUUAUCUAGCAAGUGCCAGUAAGGAAAACCAGUACCAUAAGUUGUUUGCUUAGAGAGCAACGGGUCAAUGGCAAAUACUUGUUUAUAUGUAUUAAUAAAAGGCGUAACCCGAGCCCUAAGCUUCUCUCCUACACGUUUUAUGAAGUUGAUUACUUAGUGAAAGUCGAAGUGCUUGGAUAUGUACUUAGGUAGCACCGACGAAUGGGUAUAAUUAGGAGGUGAAAGUUUACUGCGAAGCCUAUUCCCUUUGCAUUGCAAAACAAAGGAGAACACUUACAGAUGAACUUACCAACUUUCUUAUUUACAAUAAAAGAAUACUAAACGUUAAGAAGGCUACUGAAUCCCGAGAUCUUCCAAUGUAAGAAACAUACCGUAAUUUAUAACAAAUAUUCAUAGCAAUACGUACUACAUAAUUAAACACCUGAUGCCAAUAUUAAAGCUGUUUUAAAUCAAUCUGACGUGAAAUAUAGGACUUAAUAACACCAUUUCUUAGUUAAUAUCCCCGGUAAGAGCACAGUAACGGUCGCGUUCGGUUAACGUUACCAUAUAGGCGGUAAUUGUUAAUUCGACACAGUUCUGUGCAUAAAUCACAUCUAGUUGCAGCCAGAGAGGCGAAUCUGUACAAUUUAUUAUACAUUACCGUACGCAAUCCCCGGCCCGUGUACGAACACACCGCUUCGUCGCAUUCAAAACACAGGAAGCGAUUCUAGAUCGCAAAUUCAAUGUCAUUAGUGUCCGCUACGAAACAUUUCAAACUAGUCGAUGGACUGGGUAAUAUCCUCCCAGUAUUUGUUAUACUCUUACACAUUUGAAUAUACUAACGUAAUACCUGCUUAUGAAAUAUCCACUAUUUAUUGCGGUUCGACAUUUUGAAGUCUUAUUUCCUUCGGUUUGAGUAAAUAAUGAUCUUCGCUAGCUUUUACUGUCAUAUGAAUACAUUCUGAAUGCUUUACUGAUUGCCUUUCCUAUAAUUACUUAUACAUUAAGCAUCACUAACAAUGAAAAGUAGGAGCAUUAUCAUUUUCUAUCAUGAAAAUGUGUCAGACGUAGCCGGCACAAUGGUAAAAAGGUUGUUAGCGAAAAAUUUAAGGCUUCAGCCUUGUAAUUGCAGCGUUGUUUUGAAUUGCGAUUCAGUCAGCUGUCGGCACAUGCGGACAAAGCACGCGCGUCGUGCGCGCAGGCCGCUUCGCCUCCGCCGCGCUUUUCGCGCGUAUCCAAAUAAUUCCGAGCGAUUUUAACGUCGGCUCUUUUGUUAUUUACGCAAAAAAUAUUUCGUGGUAUUACUGUUAAUUGUGUUUUUGUGUGCUUUUAUCUAUAUAGUGAAUAGUUUGCGAGUGUUGCGCGAUUACGAUCUGAUCAAUCACUGCAUUGUGUGGUAUCGCAUUGUGUUGCUAACUACCCGCCAAUCUGUCAGUUGAUCGACCUAAGUGAUGCGUGUAAUCGAAAGCACUAAUUAACGAAUCUGUGUCAAAGGUGUUGUUGUGUGGAUGAAACGGAAGUGUUUGGACGUUAGAACUUGUUCUAUUGGACGGAGGCGUGGCGGUCACUAGAGGGGGAAACACACAUGUCCCCCAAAAAUGAUUCCGAUGAUAGUGCGAGUGUGGUGCGAGAGCGGCGCCGGCUGGGCGCCGACUCACGUGCCGGUGACGCCGCACACGAGCUGUCGAGAUGUGCUCGACUGCUGCCGGGAACCGGGGGACGAACCCUGCUUGCUGUUCAGCGUGCACCCCACACAUGGAGUGCACGUGCUACGAGACACCGAGUUACCUCUGGAAGUGGCCUCAGCUUUAGGACCCGAAGUUCAAUUUGUAUUGAAAUACAUCGACGAAGCGGGGAGCACGGAUAAGAGCAAUGGUAUGAAGGAACCGGGAUCACCUGAGGAACUGUUGGGGGAAGGGGUGGAGCUGACUUUGGGCGAGCUGCGCGCGAUGGCGCUACGCCAGCAGCAGCAGAUCGACACGCAGCACCAGCUGCUCUGCGCCAAGGAGCAGCGACUGCGAUACCUUAAGCAGCAGGAGGCUAGGCAACAUCAGGUGGCGGUGGAAGGCGAGCGGCUACGGCGGCUACGCGAGCGCGUAGAGGCGCAAGAGUUGAAGCUACGCCGGCUACGAGCGCUACGGGGGCAGCUCGAUAGAAACAAGCAAGCGAAUAUCGCACUAACGAGCGACUUAGAGUCAAUACGAGCGCUCUUCAAUGAAAAGGAGAAGGAGUUAUCAGUGGCGGUGGCCAAAGUGGAGGAGCUGACGCGGCAGCUUGAGGAGUUGAGGAGAGGGAGAGUACAGCCUGCGCCCCCCUCCGCUCAUGAGCUGGACAAACUGCGCCGGGAGUUAAUGGUGAGUUCCGAUUACCGCAACAAGCUGAACGAGCAACAGAACGGCAGACUGUCGGCUCAGAGGGCAGCGCUGGGUGCGCGGCAGGAGGAGAUGCGCAGCAUUGACCGCCGCGUUUCCGAACUGCAGGCGCGCCUUCUGAGGAAGAGGGCCUUGAACAGGCAGCUGGCAGCCGCACAUCGACAGCCACAGCAACAGAGGGCCACGAAUCCAACGCCUAUGCAACAGUUACCCAGCUACUCUGCUGGUAACACUGGAGUAAAUAGUCAACCAAAGAAUCAACAAGCCCGCGGAAAUGUUGCUGCUGUCGAGCCUUAUAAUCAUGUGCCCCAUGCUCAGAGCGUUAGCCAUAAUGCCAAUUUCCAGGCAAUGAAGCAGAAUGUAAUACAAAACAACGUGCCAUUAAAACAACACACACAAAGCGAAAAUAUUCAGAGUCAUUUAACGCAGGAAGCGCAUUAUUUGCAACAAAAGCAAAUGAUUAAUCCCCUUUUCAACGGCUACACGCAUUCGCAAGGGCUACAAGAUAAUCAAUAUCAGGGGCAAUAUCCAAACAAGCAUGAGAACUUUAGUCACGUUCAGCAAGGUAUUGGCAAUGCUUUCGAUCAGAAGUCUAUGCUUGACCAAAACAAAUACAUGGACUACUUGAAACAACCACAGUACAGUCCAAACAGCACGAGCAGUUCGAACAGUAAUCAAACUAAUAAAGAUCUGAAAAUAAACGAACAGGAAUUCCUGCCAGAAUUUGCUGCGAGCAAGUCAGAUCCUAAGUAUCAAACGUUGCCUUACAAUACUAAAUUUCCUCAAAGUACGAACGGGAAAUUAAAACCUGAAGUCAAUGGUAAGAACAACGAAAACCAAGACGCGAAAAAUGCUAUUAAUGUUAAUCACAUGACUGUACAUUCUACGCCACUGUCGGUUGUGAAUAAAAGUCUAGCGACACCUCUAAGUCAAACGGAAACUACAUAUCAGCAAGAAAAUACAUAUCAGUUGCAAAAAUCCGACUCAUCAAGUAGAUGUAAUCAGGAAGGGAAGGAGAACCAUGCAUAUCCACAGAAUAGGCUAAGUCAGAGUAAUAGUCAGAGCAAUGAAGCUUCAAAAGGCAGCGGCAAGGGUCAGCAGGGGCUGAAAGGCAGCUCACCUAGUUUGGGUUCCAGCACAACAUCUGCUAGCAGUUCUAUUGGAUUUGGGAAACCUGUAUCGAGUGUAGCACCUACAUCAGUUCAGGUCUCAAGCGGGAAACCGUCACCCAUUUACCAGACAUCCUCCACAAAGAUCCAACCGGUCCAACCACAGACCGUUCAGACCCAAAGCAUCAAUGUAUCAUCAUCAAAUCAUGUAGCUAGUAAUGUGGUGACCUCCCAACCCCAGAUUGUUAGGAACACGGCAUCAGGACUGUCGACAAGUACGGGGAGUUCGUUCGCCGGGCAGAAUGCGUCGUCUCAGAGUAUCCUGUUGUCACCCCCACAAAGUGCCAGCACGCCUCUGUCGACGCCUGAUGUUAGCGGUACUGACAAAUCUCCCAAACCAGCCUUACCUCCAAAACCAACAAUCAAGACACCACCGAGACAGUCCGUGAACAAUGAUGUUGGCUUCAAUCAAUCUGCUGAUAACAUUACUCCUAUGCCCACCAUACCCUUGCCUUCAGACCUGUCAAACGACAGUGAACAACAAAGCCAGAAAGAGUCAGUCAGCAGUACAAGUAGCAAUGAAAUGAUCAUCAAAGCUCGCCCCUUAACUAUAAGAAAACCACCGAUGAGCGAACAGCCCAAACUUAGAAAUAUUAGUAACUCAAAGAAUGGAAUUAGUGUCAGUAUGAACCGGCGCAUAGAAAUGCCACCUGCAUUUUUGUUCCCUGAAAUGGAUCACUUAGUUGAUUCCAUGCCUAAUGAGAAUGGCCUAAAAGAAAAGAAGCAGAAAGAUGAGGUUGACAGGGCGUUGAAUAACAAUAACAUAUCAAUAGGACAGGAAGAUAGUAAGGAUGUGGUUGUGUCAGAUAUAACGGAACAGAUUAGUUCGGUAGAUUUGAACGGUCAGGAUUCUCAGGGCACUGAGAAUGUUCUGAGGCGGAAAAAGGGUAAUUUGAAGCAGGGAGGCAAAGCUCCGCUAGCCAGGCGGGUUAGCUUCGAUCCCCUCGCGCUGCUGUUGGAUGCUAGUUUAGAAGGCGAGUUGGAACUCGUUAAGAAAACGGCAACACAGGUGCAGAAUGCAAGCGCUGCAAAUGACGAAGGGAUAACUGCUUUACACAACGCGAUCUGCGCAGGGCACUUCGAAAUCGUUAAAUUCCUGGUAGAGUUAGGUUGCGACGUGAAUGCUCAGGACUCGGACGGGUGGACGCCGCUGCACUGCGCCGCGUCCUGCAACAACCUAGCUAUGGUGCGCUUCCUCGUCGAUAAUGGCGCGUGUAUAUUCGCAACCACGCUGUCUGACCACGAGACGGCGGCCGAGAAGUGCGAAGAGGACGAGGAGGGCUUCGACGGCUGCUCCGAGUAUCUUUACAGUGUACAAGAAAAACUAGGCAUAAUGAACAGCGGCCUUGUCUACGCGGUGUUCUCGUACACGGCGGCGCGGAGCGACGAGCUGACGUUCGAGACGGGCGGGCGCCUGCACGUGCUGCGCAAGGGCGACGACAGCGAGCGCGAGUGGUGGUGGUGCCGCGACGACGCCGGCAACGAGGGAUAUGUGCCUAGGAACUUGCUUGGGUUAUAUCCACGAGUAACCACACAGCAAGAUUAAGUCUUGAAUUUAUGACCUGAUUAAUUUGUAAAUAUCUAUUAGUUACUUUUAUUUUGUAUGUAUUUAUAUCACUAAAAGUAACGACGCUGUAUACAAUUUUAUCAAAUCUAAUAUUUUGUAAAUAUUUAACUGCGUAAGUCAAAUGAAUGAGAUUAUAUUGUACAUUUUAUAAAUAUUUUGAGUCAUCACUGAUAUUAUUGGUCAUAAAAUUUGUAUAUCUUAGUUCUGCAAAUGUUGUGAACUAUUAUUACACAUAAACUGACAAUACAAAUAAUUAUGAAGAAUUA
Molecule: messenger RNA, 5763 nt
Organism: Helicoverpa zea (corn earworm)
Lineage: Eukaryota; Metazoa; Arthropoda; Insecta; Lepidoptera; Noctuidae
Gene: ASPP
Product: apoptosis-stimulating of p53 protein 1
Exons: 18
Coding region: 1988-5476 (1162 amino acids)
Biological process (GO): regulation of apoptotic process
Cellular component (GO): nucleus
Molecular function (GO): p53 binding
Source: RefSeq, a predicted model, not a curated record